This is a messenger RNA of Phycomyces blakesleeanus NRRL 1555(-), 1728 nucleotides long. RefSeq names its product helix-loop-helix DNA-binding domain-containing transcription factor. Gene Ontology annotation, molecular function: DNA-binding transcription factor activity; protein dimerization activity. NCBI's taxonomy places the organism in Eukaryota, Fungi, Mucoromycota, Mucoromycetes, Mucorales, Phycomycetaceae. The transcript has 5 exons. Bases 1 to 1728 code for a protein of 575 amino acids. Gene Ontology annotation, biological process: positive regulation of transcription by RNA polymerase II. The record is from RefSeq and is a predicted model, not a curated record. Gene Ontology annotation, cellular component: RNA polymerase II transcription regulator complex.
AUGGAUACAGUACGUGCAGAAAACGGAAACUACAUGCUGCCGUCGGCUCGAGCGCUGCUUUUUUCUACAGCUCAUCAACCAGAAAGAAGACUUUCUGCGGAGGAUGGAAACUCAAUGGACCGAAUGGUCAUCGAUGAACCUUACGAAUCAUCCGAGACCAAUUUAACAUCCUUCAAUCAAGAGAACACACCCAAGCCUCACCUACCGCCCAUCACAAACAUACAGGCCUACCCCUCCAGCGCCCACUCUCAAAUUCAACCUUCACCUUACCAUGCCUCAACUCUGGGAACCCACACAUCCGAUGAGCUUCUUCGUCAUCGCAUGUCCGACAUGUCUGUCUCUGGUUCCCAUCAUCGAGCAUCUGUAGGAAUUCGCAGUCCACGAGGCAUGUCACCCGCACGUGAGGCAGCUAUUGCCAGAGCACUCUCUCCAUUGGAACCAAACUCACAAUAUGAUCUAUAUUCCCGGAGAGGAUCGACUGCAGAUACCAUAUUUCCAUCUAUGGAAUACAGACGACCCUCUAUCACAGACAUCGGUAGUCUACCACACCCAACCUCGGCCAAUGUGAGUCGAAGAGGUUCGGUUGCUACGGUUGCAACCGAAUACGAUCAUCCUUCCCGGUCCCCAUCGCCCUCUCCGUUUGGAAAACGGUUCAGCCAUGAGCCUGCAGACUCUGGAUAUUACAUCAACCGACGCGACUCUCUUCCUUUGGCUCCUCACCCCGCAGUUGCACAGGUACAAGCCUAUGAUCCUUUUCAAAGAAGACAUUCGAUUGCCACAGCCGAACCAGCUUACUCAAACGGUUCAAAUGGCUUACCAAACGUACGACCGCCAAUGAACAAUCCCAAAAUUCGAGCCAGCUUCAGAUUUCCUGCGACAAUCCAAGAAACCCCUCAUGGACCGUAUUCUGCUCCCUCUAGUCCUCCCCCUUCUUCUUCCACGCCCACUCUGCAUGAUCCCAGCAACACUACCCUACCGCAACCCCCAAAAACCCCGGAAGCAAUCAGCAAUGCCACUCGCUACCCACGCCAUGGCAUGCGUCAUAUCUCCUCGUCUGGAACCGAUAAUCACUACCAACAGCAGCAGCAGCAACAACGUAACCACGCCCACCCUUAUGCUCCGACCGGAAAUCCUCUGGUACACAACCGUCGCAAAUCCAUCAUGACUGACGAGGCUGCCUUGGAUUCCAGCCCAUCUCUAGGCCGCCGUGCGUCUAUGCCAGUCGUUACCAUGCGACGUCACCCAAGUACCCAGGAUCUCCCCCACCCCCACCCCUAUCCCCCAACCCCUACUCGCCUUCAGCACAAGAUAAUACACGACGAAUCACCUGAACCUACAGAUUCAAGUCUUGGAUAUUAUCCCGACAACUCGGACUCAUACCUAAACCAUGAUGACAUGGGUGGGGACCCAAGUGAAGAAGAUAAGUCUGGAAACAAAUCAGAGACCCCGUACUCUCGUAGCCCUGAAUUGCGUGUCAGUCACAAACUAGCAGAGCGAAAGAGACGAAAAGAAAUGAAGGAAUUAUUUGAUGAAUUACGAGAUUCACUUCCAGUCGAGAAGAACCUCAAGACAAGUAAAUGGGAAAUCUUAAGCAAAGCUGUCGAAUACAUUGCUCAGCUUAAGCAUCGUGAUUAUAAUAUGGAAACCGAACUUGCGGGUUUGCGCCGGGAAGUAGCAUCGAUGAAACGGGACCGAGGAAGCAGCAGUAAUUAUGGUCCAUCUUUUUAG